Molecule: messenger RNA, 3021 nt
Organism: Penicillium malachiteum
Lineage: Eukaryota; Fungi; Ascomycota; Eurotiomycetes; Eurotiales; Aspergillaceae
Product: putative capsular associated protein
Exons: 7
Coding region: 1-3021 (1006 amino acids)
Source: RefSeq, a predicted model, not a curated record
AUGGUCCCAUUCACAGCCGACACUGGUCUUAAAGUAGCUGUGGGGGUCUUCUUUAUAAGCGCUUUCCUGUUGGCAGCUACUUACGAUGCCACCUUCGCCUUCGACCGCCCUGUCAGCACUAUCGUCUUGACCUGUUUCCUUACGGGAACAGUGCUCCUGAUCAUUGUACGAUUCGUUUCUUCAGCGACUGCGAUAGCAAACCCUACAGCUAAACGAUCGAGAGCUCCUCUUGCCGACCAAUUUGAGCUCGCAUCACCAUCUUCGUCGCGCUCGUCUUCUCCGACGCAUUCCUCUUUUUCAUCGCCAAUUUUGGAUGAGCCCACCCCGCCGAUCUGGUCUGGAUACUGGUACAAGAUUGGUCUUCUCCUGAGUAUUUGCUUUGUUCGCCUUGAACUCUUUCGUCGAGUCAGCCUCAAUAAUGAAUGUGUGCCGGCUGGAUUUUCGUACAUCAUACCUCUUCUAGUUUCCAUAUAUGACUUCUGGUGUGACAAACGAUUGCAGGCGAAGCAAGAAUAUGUGUACUCUAAACGGUUCCAGAGUAAACCAAUUCAAGCGGCUUACGCAGCCUGCCGGCGAUGCCUGCAUUCUUUGACACAAAGCCGCGCCAGAGGAAUCAUUGCUGCUAGUUUGAUCAGCCUUGGAGGCUAUUCAGGAGCCUCAUUUCUGUAUGGGAGCCGGUCGACCUACAUCUGCCCGAUCGUUUCCAGAACCGCAUCUCAUAUCCGGAUAAUCAGAAUAGUCAGUGCUAUAAUCGAUUCGCUUAUUUUGAUGGGGGUCGCCAACCUAAGCGGAUAUGGCGCCGAAAAAGCCGAAUCAAGGAGGAAGCGGACGCUUGUAUCUUUGGGGGGAGGUCUACUCCUUUUCGCCCUGAUUUGGGGAAUAACCGGGCAUUUCAUCUAUAAGAAUCACCCCGAGCAUAUCCAGCCCUUCUUGGACGCAAGGUAUAUACGCGGUGCAUUUGGUCAAGCUAUGUUGGUUGUUCUUUUGAUUAUCUCGGCUUGGCAGAUGCUGCCAUCAUUUGGUAUUCUUGGGAUAUCGAUCCUGGGUGGCUUCAUAUUCCUAUAUUUUCCCGCCGCUGCUACGCUUUUAUUUCGACAAAUGCCCUUUCCCUUCAUCUCGUUGAGCCAUGCAGUUUUCCCCUUCAUCGCCUCCACGACAGGAGUGGUGCUUUUCGUCCUGUCGCGCAUGUUUUUGGACGAAGAAUCAAAAUCGCUCUACCGAAUGAAUGUUACUCUUCAGGUGAUAUUCAUUAUUUUGGGGCUUGCCGCUCUGAUCUUUGCAUCGAACAAACACCAAUUUUCUCACGCACAUCCAAUUGAUAUUCUCGUCCAGAAAGCAACAAUGGAGUUUGAUCGGUAUGCAGCGCAGGCGGGUGCCAGUACAUCUCUGAAAGCUGCCGCUGCGGAGUAUCGAAGUCGAUAUCACCAGCAUCCCCCACCUGGUUUUGACAAAUGGUAUGAGUACGCGAUCAACCGGUCCUCCGUGAUAAUUGACGAUUUUGACGACCUGCACAAAAAUCUAUUGCCGUUUCGAUCUGUCCCCCCUCAUGAAUUGCGCGUCAUGACACAAAAGUUAGCUACCAAUCCAUUCAACGAUCUUGGUGCUAUUAGUAUUCGUGAUGGCAGGCCAAGAGUUCAAGAGGGUAUUAAACCGACACAUGCGUGGAUGAUGAAAGCGGCAGCUGAAAUGAUCGAAAAGUUCUCUGAACACCUCCCAGACAUGGACCUGGUUUUUAACUUGAAUGAUGAGCCCAGAGUCGCUGUGCCAUGGGAGAAGAUCUGGCCCUAUAAGCGUACUGCAAAGAAAAUGGAAUAUCACUUCGACCCCCACUCGAAGAUUAUGAAUACCUGGUCUGCGAAUCGAGGCGAUGGGUGGGGUCCUAUCGAGCCAGCUGAUCAGACACAUGAAACUGUUUUCACGGACGGAUCAUCAAGAGCCAUUUUCGAUCCAUACAUUAGUACUAUUUGUCCUCCCUCAUCUCCGGCACGCACUCACCGUGUAUGGAAUCGCCACGACAUAUGCUUGAGCUGUACACAUCCCCAUUCGAUGGCCCAGUUCCCCAAGAGCUUUGAUCUUGCUUCUGACAUCUGUCACCAGCCUGAUCUGGCUUUUCUUCACGGGCUUCUGAUAUCUCCAGCGUCCUUUAAAGUCUCCCAGGAGCUAGUUCCGAUAUUCAGUCAGAGUGCGGUGAAGGGAUUUAGCGACAUUCUUUUCCCUAGCCCGUGGAACUAUAUCGAUAAAGUGAAAUACGACCCUAGCCCUGCACAUCCAGAUACAAGUUUUGACACGAAAGACAAUUCAAUCUACUGGGCUGGUAGUACUUCUGAAGGUUUCAGCCAUCACGGAGAAUGGAAGGGCAUGCCGCGCCAACGAUUCGUGCAUCUUGUCAACAACAACACCGACAAUCAAGUCUCUGUGCUUUUGCCACAUGGUCCGAAUUACAAAUAUGAGAUUAUGAACGGGAAUGAUCCUAUAGAAAAGCUAGGUCUCCGCGCAAAUGUGCAUCUCGUCGACCCGAUCACCCGCUGUGAUGACUGCGAUGAACAAAAACAGGAAAUGGGAACUGUUUCCUGGGUUGACUUUCAGGACCACUGGUCUUAUCGAUUUCUUUUCGACCUCGAUGGUGCAGGAUUCAGUGGUCGAUUCUUACCCUUCCUGCAGAGUCAUAGCUUGCCUUUCAAAACUGGUCUCUUCCGUCAAUGGUAUGACUCCCGUAUCAUAUCUUGGUUCCAUUUUGUACCAGUCGAUAUUCGCCUACACGGUUUCUGGAGCACACUAGCAUAUUUUGCCGGCGUUUCAGACUCAAAUGUCAACGAGGAUGAGCCUCAGCGGGAUCCUUCGAGAGGUGCAACACAGAUGGAUGCACAUCUUGAGCAAGGAUGGUGGAUUGGAGAGCAAGGUCGAAAGUGGACCGAGAUUGCCCUCCGAAAAGAAGAUAUGGAGAUUUACUUUUUCAGACUUCUACUCGAAUGGGCUCGUCUGACCGACGAUCAAAGAGAGUCAUUAGGAUUUAUGACAUGA